AUGGGUCUAGUUUCGCACUGCCAGCGUCACGGGGUUGCCUACGGUGGAAAUAGAAGCAGUUUGCAAUUCGCCCUAUCCAAGCUCACUCGCCGUACGCGUUGUUUCCUGCCAUGCCUCGUUCGUCUCCUUCGCGGAGAGACUGCCUCCGAUCCGCGUCCGAACAAGGCGCUUCAACCCACGACGUGCAUGCAGCUGCUGAGUACGUUCAAAUAUCGUGACCUCAUGAUCAAGAUUGUGCAAGAAGGCUUCCACGUAGUCUGGCGACACGACUUGCCCAAGCAGCAGAAUCGGCCGCCCAAUCAUAUCUCGGCUGUAGACUGCUCAGCGCAGGUCCUACAACGUAUUCGCGAAUGUGAAUCGGGCGGCGCAUAUCUCGUGGUGGAUGCUGACGUUUUCAGCUUCUGGUCUGUGUCCUUGGGUGCGGUCACCAAGGAGCACGACUCGAUUCGCCUGAUCCAUGAUCUCUCGUGUCCCCGAGGCGAUUGCCCCAACCACAUGACCGUCACCUGUUCACUGCACUGCACUAACUCGUGUACGAGCAUGUCGCUGCACUAG
Phytophthora sojae is the source of this 555-nucleotide messenger RNA. RefSeq lists its product as hypothetical. Lineage: Eukaryota; Oomycota; Peronosporomycetes; Peronosporales; Peronosporaceae. The record is from RefSeq and is a predicted model, not a curated record. The coding region runs from base 1 to 555 and encodes 184 amino acids. The transcript has a single exon.